AAUGAACUGGAUUUGUUGGACCCCCACCAACCUACAGGCGAGAAAAAUGAGUUAGUCGUUAGUCUCAUUUUCAUACGUUGCGACGUUCGUACGUUAUUUAUUCCGUGGUUCUCGUCUGGUGCGAGUUGUGGGUAUAUCCGACGCGACGCGAGUAGUUGGCGUUGGUUGGCGUGAACCUAAAUUUGUGGUUAACAAUCGUUGCUUAUCGUCGCAAUGCCGCAAGGUAAACUGAAAGUUAAAGCGAAGGGCGCUGCUCCAAAAUCCAAGAAGAAAGCAACUAAAGGACCAGCAGUAACGAAGAGAGGAAAUCGACCUAUACAGCCAAAGAAGAAACAACAAAAGGAAGCUCAAAAAUUAAACAAAGUUGUCACAAAAACUGUGAAUCAGGCCAUGGAAGAGGAAUUGAGAGCACGGGCACUUGAUGGAAGGAAGUCUCUCACAAACAAGAAACAAGCCACACCAAAAAAAGCUGCUGCCAAAAAAUCAAAAAAAUGACAACUUUCUAUGUGCAAUGUUUAACUUAAAAGAGUGUUCUUUUUCCUUGUUCACACUUUAUGUGAAUUUCAAUGUUUAUUAUACAGACUAUUUCUUUUUCCUACUGAGAAGUUAUUUAUUGUAAGUUUUCAUUAUUAAUGACCUUCUAUUUGCAUAGUUUUUGUGCAAUCUGAAGUGAAGUUAAAGGUACAAUUUCUGCAGGGGACCAUUUUUAAGAAAUUGAACAGAAUACUGUGUAAACUUGGUAUUUAUUGAGAAAAUAAGUGCCUUACUGAAAUACAUGUUCAUAAAUAAUGCCAAUAUCUACAUAUAAAUUAUUUACAUGUUAAAAAUUUGAUCAUAUCUGAUACAAUUUGGAUUUUUUUCUGGUGGUGCUCCGUAGAGUACUGAUUUAGUGUCAUUUCAGUUUGUAUUGUGUGGUACAAAAAUAAAGUUUAUUUACUUAACAUAUCUUUAUUGUUUUUGUGCUCUAGCUGCGUAUUACUUUCAGCAUAUUAUUUACUCCUUGAAUUUCAUCAUUAAACCUUACUAUUAUAUACAUUUUCAUAAAAAUGCUCCUCAUUGAAGCAGUUUCUAGCUCAUUGUUUCUUAGGUAGGAGUAAAAUUGCAUAAGGAAAGAAGAACACUUCUGACUCAGCAUAUCUGCACAGAAUUGCUUUAAUCUAACUGCGUAAAAUGUAUCUUCUGUAAAAAAUUCUUGAACGUUUGGAAACAAUAUUUAAAAACGAUCUCCUACUGACUGAUGGCACACACUUAAACUGCUGUAAGGAGUUCACAACUUUUUUUUCAUAAAUGUUAAAACACUUAAAGAUCUCCUACGUUGCCCCUUGUAUUCCAUGUAUCACAUCUGUGGAACAGAGGAAUUUCUCCUUACCAUAACUUGCAGCUCCUUCUAUCUUGAAGCAACCUAGAAAA
This is a messenger RNA of Gryllus bimaculatus (two-spotted cricket), 1410 nucleotides long. NCBI's taxonomy places the organism in Eukaryota, Metazoa, Arthropoda, Insecta, Orthoptera, Gryllidae. The record is from the annotation of a GenBank genome assembly.